UUCCUGGUUGGGGCUAUAUAUAUAUAAAGAAGACUACACACCAUAAGUCGGAUAAAACACAACUCGUGGACAACGCCCCGUUACGAGAAGCUCCGAGUGCAGGUCGUGGUCAACAUGCCAUUUAAAAUAGCCAGACAAUGCUGACCAAUAAUAAUGACACAGGUAUAUGACCGCAUCAGUGCGCACCGAAAAAUGGGUCUCAUAAAUGAAACUGUGUAUGGUGGCCAACUCGCCUAUGUCUACACAGAACCUGAAGUCGGUCGGAAGACAGAGGAGAAAGGCGUUGUACGGCUCUGGCAGCGAGGGACUCGAAAAAAGUCCCCUAAGAAACCUGAUUGAAUAAAACAAAAGUACAUCGAACACAAAUGAUGUUGGACAGAAAAUGGACAGCUGUGACGUUGUAAACUCCUUAGCAAUGAUAACGUUCCGGUCUACCUUAGAAGGGUGAUCAUAUUUAAAGAGUCAUCAUGUAAUUGUAAACAAGACACGAGGGAAAGAGAUUUGCUGACUGAUCAAACAGCUCCACACCUGAGGAACGGAGACCUGCUGACUUAUCAAAUUGCUUCACACUUUAGGGACGCAGACCUGCUGAAUGGUCAAGCUGCUUUACGUUAGAGGGACACAGGUCUAAGGCAGGAACAAACUGCUCCAGACUGGAGGGACUCAGACCUGUUCAUUAUAAGUGCAGGGCAAAUAUCCUUUGUUUUUUUCCGGUUUUUUUUUUUGUGUAUAUCAGGUAAGCUUUCGGCUACAGGCAAAAUUUUCACGAUUGUUAAAAAAGGUAAGGUUCUAUGUGUUUCGCCAAGAGGAAUGGUAUGAGAGAGCUUUAUGUUUUUUGUUGUGGCGUCCUAAAUGUUUUCUGUGUUACAUGUAAAUAGGCUAAUGGUAUAUUUUAUAUUCAAGGUGAUAACUUUAGUUUACCACCGCAACUUCCACCAUCAAUACAGGUGGUUUCCAGUUGUUCUGUGGGCAUCCAAUGGUUAGCAGUCACCGAUCAAUGUUUAGUGUGUAUUAUUUUUCAGCCACAGUUCAAACAACACUCCCAACAACAGUUACAACGACAGUUACGACGACAGUUCCAAUGACUGUCACUAGUAAACCUUGCCCGACAACAUCAUCCGCACCUGUCACUAGACCUUGGCGACAACUUUAUGAUUCGUGUGGCGUGCAGGGACAGGAUGCGCGGUGUACUGCUACCAAUAGUGCUUGUAUGCCUCACAAGGAUGGUACGUGGCAAUGCAGUUGCAUCCCUGGGUUUAUUGAGACGGGAGUAAAUUGCACGAAAUUGCCAGAAGGAAUCUUCAGUACUAACGAAGUGUUUUCCACAGUACCAAGCGAUGCUAAUAUAGGACAUACAGUAUUGACGGCAGAUUUUUCACAAAUAUUGAACAUCUGUUCAACGAAACCGGAAGUGACGUUGUUUGGAGACGAUGAUCUGUUUGAGGCUGAUGUCACUUCCUGUCAUAACGUCACAAUUCGCACCAAUUCAAGGCUCCCGCUCGAGUCCAGUGUCAGACAUAUUAUGGUGAAAGCUAAGCUUGUAGCCGGCGCCAAUGUCAUUAUGGAUGCCAUCUUUGUAACAGUCACAAUUCAGAGUUCAGUCAAUAACAUUGUUGUUGUUUUACCAGACAUGACUUUUUCUGGCCACUUCGUAACAUCAGUAGCACCAGGUGGAACCCUUUCACUCUCCAACUCUGACUUCAUGAGAAUCACUUCUGCUGGGGACGUUUACACAAGAGAACAGCUAAGCGUAGCAGACAUCGCAUCUGACGAUGAUGAAGUUGCAACGAUUCUGACAACAAACAUCCAACGCCUUGUGGAUUCUUCCACAACUUCGACUAGUCUAACUGCCGUUAUCUUGAGCACGCAGAUCGAAAGAAGAAUUUCAGAAGGUAGAAACAACAACUUUGUAGUGGCAUCGUUUAGAAAGCUACUUCAGUCCUCCUUAAAUGUGCGUGUAACAUCUGGAAUAAACAAUAAUAUUUUUGCAUUUGACGGCACUGUGCUUAAAAUACAGAAUGCAGGAGAACUGGACUAUGAUAAAGGACAGAGAAGUUUCAGCUUCUCGUUCACUGUCCAAAUCACCUCCUAUACCAUACCUGUCGCAGUGGCCAUAGAAGUGCUACCGGCCAACGAUAACAGUCCUGGAUUUGUAACAGACACCGGCGAUGGCACAGAUCAAUACAGCUUCACCUUGUUCCCCACGCCAAUCUCAUCCGUUGUUUGUGGAGCAGUGAGGGCUAGGGACGAGGAUUCGGGAUCACAGCUAAAUUACACCAUCGAUCCACAGUCCGCCAUGGUGAGCUAUUUUACAGUGGGACAAUAUGACGGCAUAGUGAGCACGCGUGUAAGGACAGACAUGAUUCCGUUCAUAAAUAGCACGGGUGUUGGUGAGGACCAGACGGCGACCUUCACGGUACUGGUACGAGAUGAAACCAUCCUCCACACCAACUCGUGUACUGUGACCGUGUAUCUGAAGAGGACGCCUGAACGUAACCUUGGCCGUAACUAUCGUGCUGGUGUCUUUGAAAAUGUAUCUAUAGCGACAGCGGUGAUAACUGUUUCUGAAUCGGGGUACACCCAGUAUGAGUUUGCAAGUCGGACCGGUUCAGCUAUCUUCUCCAUCCACCCUAGUACAGGACUGGUAACAGUGAGUCAGUUUUUAGACCGAGAGACCCGGGACAGCUAUAAGUUUUCUGUGACUGCUAUUGAAGAAAAAAGCCAGACAUGCGCACUUGUUGUGAUUGGAGAUCUGAAUAUAACUGUAUUAGAUGCCAAUGAUAAUUCCCCGGUGUUUGGCAGAACUAGCUACGAAGGAAGAGUGGACGAGAACAUGCCUGUAAAUAGCAUAGUAAAGCUUGACUUUCCAAUAACGGCCACUGAUGCGGACAUAGGAAGUUUCACCUUCAGAAUUACUCAGGAAAGUAGCCGCUUCGCUAUAUCACAAUCUGGCGAGAUUUCAACGAUACAGCGAUUUGACAGAGAGGCAACUACUAUGUAUAAUGUGGCAGUAGUAGCUGAUGAUGGCAAGAACACAAACCAAGCCGUGGUCAAGGUGACAAUUGGUGACCGAAAUGAUAACGAUCCGGUAUUCCCUCAGGCAUCAUACAGUGUGACUAUCUCUGAAAAUACAAUGGAUAACAACCUGAUUAGUGUUCCUGCUGUUGACAAUGAUGCAGGAAGAAAUGCAAACCUGUCGUACUUGCUUGACGGGGGAGGGGAUUCAUUUGACAUCGGCUAUAAGACUGGAGUAGUCUCUGUAACCGUUCCACUGGACAGGGAGCUUCAGUCAUCAUACGGACUCACAGUUACUGCAAUUGAUGGCGGUGACCCCCCACGAAGCUCCUCCACGACAGUCACAGUAAGCGUCGAUGACGUUAAUGACAAUAGUCCUGUGUUCAUUGACAGUUCUCUUGUGAUGUCGACGGACGAAGAGGUUCCAUGUUUAACGAAUCCGAUUGGAAUUCUUAGCGCAAUAGACAACGAUGAUAGUGACACACUCCAAUACAGCACAUCCGACGCACGAUUCACUGUGGACCAAAACACUGGAGAAAUCAAGUGCGUAAACAUACUGGACUACGAAGAACAACAGCAAUAUAAACUACCGGUGACUGUGAGAGACAAAGGAUCGAGUCCUCGUCAGACAUCAGGAACAGUCAUUAUAAAUCUGCGGGAUAUCAACGACAACACUCCUAACAUCACCCAUCCCGAUACCGCCAGUCUUCAGCAAAAUGACUUUGUAGAGAGCAGACCAGUCAUGGUUGUGGAUGCUGAAGAUAAAGACUCGGGUGAAAAUGGCCAAGUGACUUUUUCUUUAACUGGGGCAAAUAUGGUGUCUAUCGAUGAUAACGGCAUUAUCAGCACCGUAGCUGGAGCAACUCCUGCCGCUAGCACAUAUUAUGCAACGGUCAAAGUAGAAGACAGGGGCUUUCCAUCAAGGAGUGUCACUUCUACUGUUGCAAUACAAGUAACAGCCAACACCAAUGUGAAUCUAAGGUUUGGUGAACAACAACACAAGUUCGAUGUGUCAGAGGAAAAAGAACCAAACACGGUCGUGGGUGAUUUGAGCCAAAACUUAGAAAAUCGGAAUAGCCUUGUUCCAAAUUAUGACAUUCCCAACCCCUCAGACGUAUUCACGAUUGACAGUAUCACAGGAGUUCUCAGAACUAAAAUGAAACUGGAUCGAGAGACAAAAGCGGAACACAUUGUCUUCGUUCGUGUGCGAGAAAGUGGCGCGACGACAGGAGACUUGACAUUGGUUAACGUGAGUGUAGCAGACACAAAUGACCACCCGCCUGCGUUUUUUAGAGACAAAUACAGGAUGGUUGUAAAAGAAGAUACAGCAGUCGACUCAGUUAUAACUACUAUUAGUGUGACGGACAAAGAUGUAGGGGUCAACGCUGAGAUACAUUUCUCCCUCAACAAUGGCUUAAGCUCAGAGUGUUCGUUGGACUUCAAUGUCAAUGAAAGGAACGGUCAACUACAAGUGGUUCGGGAGCUCGACUACGAAACAUACAUCGCCUGUCAGUUUACUGUGCAGGCGUUUGACAAAAGUUCCUCCCCACUUACGUCAAGUGUUGAGGUGGAUAUCACAAUCAAAGACGUCAACGAUAACAGUCCAUCUUUCUCGGAAAUUACCUACCAGAUCGACGUCGCGGAAAGCUUCAGAACAGAGACCAGUAUAUUUGGCACAGUCAGUGAUGCAGACUCGAAUGAAAAUGGUAGAGUACAACUGUCAGAUGGCAACUCAAACGUGUGUCCCUUCAGGAUAAAAACAGACACUAAAUCUCUCAUAAUGACUUUGGGAGAAAACGCACAGCUGGACUACGAGACGGAAACAUCCUACAUAUGCGUCAUUGUGGCGACCGACAUGGCAUCUUCGAACCCACGAACAAGCAGUGCCACCGUCACUGUCAGUAUCAUUGAUGUCAACGACAAUCCACCUAUUUUUAGCUCUCCGUCAUAUAAGGUCAACAUAUCACGUGACCUCGGCCCUGGAUACAAUGUCAUCACUGUCAUGGCAACAGAUGCUGAUUCCGGCUUGAACAAACUUAUACAUUAUGAUAUAGCAGGUGACGAUGACUAUCUGGAUAUAGAUUCCAAUACUGGGCAGGUAUCUGUGGGAAGGUCCUUGUAUGACUAUAGGCGAGAUAUCAUGGUGACAACUGUUGUCGCCACGGACCAGACCACCGGGUCUCCUGAUCGUCUGUCUUCAUCCGUCACGUUGACCAUCAACAUAAAGGAUGAUAAUGUAAGGCCGAACUUCCCAACGUCAACAGUCUACAAGCAACUACAGGAAGAGACGGAAGUCACUGGGGUAUUUUACACUGCUAUGGCAAAUGACUGGGACGGCACCACUAAUCGAAGGUGUCUGUGUACAUACAGGCUUGAAACUACAUCAAAUGUGUUUGAGGUGGAUUCCCAGUCGGGAGAGAUUGGGAUGAGAACAGGGACUUCUGUGGACAGAGAACGUGAUGGUCCGUAUGUUAGCCUUGGUAUCAUUGCGCGUGACCAGGGGUCACCUCAAAAGGAUUCAGAGACAUUGAUUUUGAAUAUCACUGUUCUUGACAUCAAUGAUCAAUCACCAAGAUUCCGUUACAAUUAUAUCCCCAUAUUUAAGAUUUAUCAGACCCUCUCGCCGGGGUCAGAGAUUGGUACUGUGACCUCAGAGGACAUGGAUGGGAUUCAGUACAGUGUGACGUUGUACAACAUCACAGAUCUGUUCUACUCCGCUUCAGGAACUUUUAGCGACAGGGACACGUCAAGAUUCGGUCCGUCAACCAUAGUAGCGGACCGUAACAAUGGAACACUUCGCACUACGCGAAGUCUCGAACUCAUUGGACAGACUGCAACAUUUUACAUAAUGCUUACUGUGGAAGCAGUUGAUCAGAACGAUCCCUCCAUGAAGGACACUACUCCAGUUAUUGUAGAAGUCAAGUACGCAGACCCAAACCAGUAUUACCCACGAUUUACUAAAGAUGUGUACCAAACAGAAAUCCCACGGAGUCACCCACAAACAGACGCUGUGUUAACAGUGUCGGCAACUGAUGCUGACCCGCCUCCGAAGAAUAGUAUAAAAUAUAGCAUCGCUGCAGGAAAUUACAGGGAUGUGAUGUCCAUAGACACAAGAAGUGGUGUGAUAAAACUUACAUACCUGCUAGAUGAAAAGUUUGAUGCUUCAAACCUAACCCUGACAGUUCGAGCCACAGACGGUGGAGAUAUACCCAAAUACAAUUCAAGCACUGUAAGGAUAACCUUGGCUGGGGAUUACCUGCCAUGUUUUACCUCUGCGAUGAGGACAGAAAUCGUGGCAGAAAAGGACUUGUUCUUUGCCGUCAUGCUAGGACUUGUAGGGGCACUCUGUAUAGCUAUUGGUCUGUGCUUCAUAUUAUUCUACAAGUACCGUACUGUGGAUAAACAGCUAGCUGUCUAUGCCCCAAGCGAAAGCAAAAAGAAAGACAACACGUACAGUGGCUUACAGCCAUUGUCGGAAAGACGUGAUCCGCAAUACGAUAUCACUGGGAGUUCCGAAACGAACGACGGGUACGAGCCUCUUCCUGGACCCGAAGCUCCCGGCGGCAGCACGUAUUCGACAGUACCAGAGCUAAGAGGCACAGCAGAACAGUCUCAUAUGAAUCCAGCGUAUAGUGCAAGUGAGGCUGACGUUGCAGUAGGAUUUCCAAAUCAACGAGUGUGACAGUGGUGGUUACAAAAUCUGACAUCCUAACUUAAUACCGAUUAUACAAACAGCACGACUUUAGGAGUACCAACGAGUGUGACAGUGGUGGUAACAAAAUCUGACAUCUUAACUUAAUGCCGAUUAUACAAACAGCACGACUUUAGGAGUACCAACGAGUCAGACAUCUCAGACAUCGGUGGUUACAAAAUCUGACAUCUUAACUUAAUACCGAUUAUACAAACAGCACGAUUCUACACCCAACAGAUAUAUUGGAUUUUCCAUUCUAUGUUAGAAACGACCUGGCUAUAACAGAACACAUAUAAACAACCACAUCAGAAAAGUAGUACAGUUUUACUAUAUUGGUGUGUAUUAAUGUCUUACUAAACAAAUCACUAAUGAAUAAGUUCAUUCAAUGUUUACUAUGUAAUGGCCCUGAAUGACCGAAUUGCGUCAGAUCACAACAGCAAUUUGAAUAUAUUUCCUUUAGGGUAAAGCUGUACAGUGUAAGCGUAUAUGAAUAUCUGCAAUUAUUUUUGUGUUGUUAUUAUUUUCAGAUGAACAUUUAAUGUCUCAUCAAAUCAUUUUGUCCUUUUUGUGCAUCAUGAACAAGCAGGAAAAAAUUAAAGUUUCUUCCAAACAUUUAUUAACUCUGAUUGUUAUGAAAAGAUAAACUGACAUAUGUAUCACAAUGAUGGAUAUUGACAUUGACACGUUAGUGAUUUACACUGGUGCCUAACUACCAUUUCACCGAGGUUACAGUCGGGAACCGACUUUCAACUUUCUGUUCAAGGAGAUCAAUUCUAGAUUUAUACUAAUGAAAGCCAUUGUAAUCAAGAAUAUAUCAUAGAGUUAAGAAUCACUUAGUGUGAUUCCAGUUAUAUAUAGCGUCCUCUGGAAUACAAGUUCAUGUUUCUAUACACAUGACAUCUCCAGCACAUACGCAGGCAUACACUCAUAGGGAGAUUUUAGCUAUUAUAUUCCUGAAAAUUGUAUUGAUUUAUGUAUAUGCUAAUUGUGUUAAUUGUAUAGCUAUGUACUGUAAAGCGCUUUAGAGUGGCUUAUGUUAGCUAGAUAGGGCGCUAUAUCAAAUGUUGUAUAUCAUUAUUAUACUCAAGCAGGCCUAGGUGUCAAAGGUUUGACUAUUCAUAAAAAAAAAUGUACAGGUUUUUUUUUAAAUUGUCUUCAAUUUUAAACAUUUAUAUUUCAAAUAAUAGAUGUAUUUUAAAUGUUCAUUAUCAACUGUUUUGUUUGAUUUCAAGCUUGUUUUGGAUAAAUGUGAUUAUUUCAAUCAAAAUCAAGUAUGCUCAAUCUUAUCAUUACUUUACCAUAUUAUUGUGGCAUAAAAAUCAUAGGAUAUUGUUAUAUAAUUGUUGAUUAAUAUUCUCAUUAUUUGUACUUUUGUGUAUGAAGCAUUACCGAGUGCGAGUCUAGCACGGUAGCAGUUUUUGUUUGAUAAAGGGAGGCACCUCUGUUAAGUCUCCCAUGUUCUGUGUUUGAUAGUGAUUAUUUGCGAGAGGGAAGAAUGCUAAUUGAUUGUAUUUGUUCACAGGGUCUCCUACACAUUAUAUAAUUUUGAUUAUAAUCAAGUAUAUAUGUAUAAGUGUAUUUACGUGUUAAUCAAUCGUAUUUGAAUCUUGUUUUUUUAUUCUUAUUUCAUCAAAUGUGCAUGCGUUGUAUUGAAAAAAGAAGUGUUUUUCAAACUAUCAUACCUUUCAAUCUUCAUAAUGUUGAGAUUCAAGUAUCUUCCAUUGUAUAAUGUUUACUUCAAAGUCAUGACAUGACAACUAUUUUCAUUUUGUUUAAAGAUCAUCUAGAAUAAUGAAUAAAUAAAAAUCCAUGAAUUAUUAUAGUGUUUGUAUUAUUAAUACCUAUGCAGUCUUCUUUCGUUAUCUAAGAAUUAGGAUUAUACAGCCGUAGUACAAAAACAAAUCCUAAAUUGAUAUAAAGUUGACGACUGUUGUAGACAACACUUGAUUGACAGGUACAGCCAUUAGUGCCUGCACAGCCACUGGCCAUUUCUCACUUAUAGGUAUGCGUCCUGUAGGUUUUGUAAGCAUUUGGAUAUCAGGGCAGUUGACUAUGACGACAAUGUGUUGUUUAGUGUUGUUGGUAUAAUUAUCAAUAUAAGGUACUGUGCCCCAAAUACUUUUCUUCCACAUCUGUGUUCUAGGGCAGUUUUAUCUGUAUUGCAUGUAUCAUUUUAUAAUUACAUGCGCGUACAAUAAUUACAUGCACAUUGUUCCAAUAAACCAUGUCUUAAAUUAUAUUAAUCUUUGAAAUAAACUAUAAUUCAUUUGAUUCAUUUCACCUCAUUUAUAGAACAAAUUAAAUCAAUUUACAGUAGCGUAGUUGCCUAAGGCUCGUAUUUUGUCAAGUAAUUGUUUUUUUGUCAGUGUAAAUUUAAGAAAUUGAAAAAUUAUUUAUGUGUUUUCAUGGAAAUUAAAGAUUGUAAUAUACCCAGGAUGUUUUUUAUCGGUCUAGUACAAAGUGCGAAAAAUCACGUUUAACUUUUUAAAAACUUUAAUACUCAAAAAGGAAAUACAACUUUCAAGCUUAUUUUUAAAAUAAUGGCAUUACCACAACGAUAAACAAUUUGUUGUCCAAAAUAAAUGAAAUAUCUAAAGUUCAGAAACACAUUCAGAGGACCCCCCUCGCAGUGAAACUGCCCCGUAUUCCAAGGCUUUACAUAAGAAUGCGUCAUUCUUUAAUUCCCGUGCUCCAACCUUACCUGAUUUGGCACACACAAGUAGUUGUAAAGUGCCGGUGUUAAGCCAACGUUUUUCGUGAGGUAUCGUGAGGCACCGUGAGGCAUCGUGAGGCACAUUGAGGUAUUAUGUAUAUAACCUUAUACAGUUUCGUGAGGCAUUGUGAGGCACCGUGAGGUAUCGUGAGGCACCGUGAGGCAUUGUGAGACACAUUUUUCGUGAGGCAUCGUGAGGUACAUUUUCUGUGAGGUUUUCAUAUAAGUACAUUUCAAGGUCACAUUUAGGUCAUAUUGAGGUCACAGUACAUGUUCUACAAAAAGUGCUGGUUUACCUGUGGUUUCAGUUGUAUUCCAUGGCACAGAAACAGGUCGACCUCGUCAACUGUGGAAACAUCGAUAUCUGCGAAAUCUCUGCUAGCAGUAUUACCUGUUGCAUAGGAUUAACACAGCAAGUCGUCGUUAAGAAGGUCAAAGGUGAGGUGAGUUUGUUUACGUGAGGAAAAAAAGAGUUUACAAAUUACAGGUGACUUCUUUAAAAAAUUGGUGUUUCAAUCUGAGAGCUUUCAAUGUGUUUAUUCAUUUAUGGAAAAUGGCAUGUGAGGGAACUGACAUUGUUUGCCACACCUUAAACGUAAUACAACCCCAUCAUCCAUCAUUGAUCAAUUGUAGUAAGCGCUUAGAUACAUUUACUGGUUAAAAUACCGUUAUCAUUCACCAUAUCAACUUGCAAAUAACGGAUUUUUCCAUACAGGUAUUGAAGACUGUGUUACUUGUUUCAUGUGUGGUGUUUCGUUAAAGCAUUGGACCUAUUUUGACGAUAUCAAAGCGGAGCACGCAAGGUGGUCAAAAGAUUGCCUUUAUCUUUAAAUGGUGUUUGAGUUUAAACAAUGAGUUUAAACACAUGUCUUUAGACAACUAAGAAAUGGAUGUUAACACGGAGUUAAUUAAGAAAAGACUGCAUGACUAUUUAUUCGAGGAAAUCGAAGAAAAGGCCUAUAGAAGAAUAUUAAAAAAUCUGAUGUGUCUGUCUUAUGCAUAUGCUGUCAGAUCUAAAAUUACCGAACUGUUCGUAUGUGCUGGAUGUGAAGAAGGGCUAGCCAAUCAACUAGGACAUAGUUGUGUGAUGCUUCCCUAUGACGAUGUGGUGGAUUUACAUUUUGACAAAGCAUUGACCUUAGUUACAGACCCAGACAUGUAUCUUUUCUUUGAGAACGGAGUAAGGGGAGGUGUUUCUAUGGUUUCUAAUAAAUAUGCAAAAGCCAACAAUCCCUACAUUCCCGAAUCGUACGAUUCCUCCCAUCCCGACUCGUAUAUCAUGUAUACGGACUGUAACAACUUAUAAUGGUAAAACCAUGUCAGAACCAUUGCCAGUUGGGGAUUUUCGUUGGACAGAAAACGCCGAUAAGUUUGACGUACUGUCUAUACCUAAAGAGGGUGAUCUAGGAUAUAUCCUUGAGGUCGAUUUGGAGGUGAGCGAAAGCGACCACGAUCUAAUGAGCGACUACCCUAUGGCUCCCGAGCGUAAAACCGUCUCGGACGAGGAGUUAUCUCCCACAAGCAAAGCACUGUGGAGAGAGCUAUACCCGAGCAAUGAACAUACAGAGUCUAAGCUACAUGGCCGCGUAAAAACAGAAAAACUGGUUCCCAAUUUACAAAACAAAAUUCAUUUGUCACUAUACAAUUUACAGCUGUAUUUAGAAUUAGGUUUGAAAGUUACAAAAGUUCACAGAGUGUUAGAAUUCAGACAAGUACCAUGGUUAAAGAAAUACAUCGACUUUAAUACUGCAAAAAGAAUGCUCUCCAAGAACGAAUUCGAAAAAGACUUCUUCAAAUUGAUGAACAACUCCGUCUUUGGUAAAACCAUGGAGAACGUUCGCAACAGGGUCGACAUUAAACUCGCACACACGACCAAAAAACUUAAAAAGUACUGUGCAAAACCUUUUUUUCCAAGAUUGACCAUUUUUAAUGAGGAUUUGACGGGUGUACAAAACGCUAAAAUAAAACUGUUUUUAAACAAACCCGUUUACAUAGGUCAAGCCAUCUUAGAUUAAUCAAAAUGUAUUAUGUACGAGUUCUACUACAAAUAUCUCAAACCGAAAUAUGGAGACGGGAUAAAAUUAUUAUUCACAGACACCGACAGUUUUUGUUACCACGUGCUAUGUGACGACAUCUAUGUCGACAUGUUGCAGGACAGACACCUGUUUGACUUGUCAAAUUAUCCCAAUGAGCACUUCUGUUACGAUUCGACCAAUAAAAAUAUACUUGGUUAUUUUAAAGACGAAACCGCAGGCAAGCCCAUCGUAGAGCUUGUAGGACUCCGUGCUAAAAUGUAUAGCUUUCGAUAUGCCGACCCAGAAAGUUUUACGUAUCAAAACAUGAGAAUCACUACCAAUUCUUUAUCACUACCAAUUCUUUCAAAGAGAAGCAGGUAGCUAAAGGCAUUGCCAAAGCUACCAUAAAGCGUGACUUGCGUCACGAGAUGUACAAAGAAUGUAUUUUUGACAAACAAAACAAAAUGUGUGAAAACGCUCCAUUAGGAACGUUAGACACCA
Molecule: messenger RNA, 11935 nt
Organism: Mizuhopecten yessoensis (Yesso scallop)
Lineage: Eukaryota; Metazoa; Mollusca; Bivalvia; Pectinida; Pectinidae
Product: protocadherin Fat 4-like
Exons: 29
Coding region: 977-6697 (1906 amino acids)
Biological process (GO): homophilic cell-cell adhesion
Cellular component (GO): plasma membrane
Molecular function (GO): calcium ion binding
Source: RefSeq, a predicted model, not a curated record